Molecule: messenger RNA, 2520 nt
Organism: Drechmeria coniospora
Lineage: Eukaryota; Fungi; Ascomycota; Sordariomycetes; Hypocreales; Ophiocordycipitaceae
Product: RINT-1 family protein
Exons: 3
Coding region: 1-2520 (839 amino acids)
Biological process (GO): retrograde vesicle-mediated transport, Golgi to endoplasmic reticulum; regulation of ER to Golgi vesicle-mediated transport; endoplasmic reticulum to Golgi vesicle-mediated transport
Cellular component (GO): Dsl1/NZR complex
Source: RefSeq, a predicted model, not a curated record
AUGCCCACUGGCGUCCGUCCACCCAUUCCUCCCCACCGCCACUUGCCUGCUCCUCGCCAUUCACCCCCCCCCGAGCUCUCGCCCUCCCCUCUUCACCGACGUCCGCUCGUCGAGCAUGGCAAGAUGCCCGCCCUCAACGAGGCCACGCCGGGGACUGCCCUUGAUAUCCGCGUAGAAGAUUUUCUCGACGACAAGCUUCAUGAAGCCGCCGACCUCGACACCCUCGACCAACUCCUCGUCAACGUCGAAACGCAACGCAAUCAGCUCCAGUCCCAGCUCGACGAUGCUGCCAAGCAGCUUGAGCAGGCACGCCACACGGCCCUGGAUCGGCAAGGCUCCCUGCAGGCCCGGAUGGAUGAAUUCCACAAGCUGCAGGAGAGCAUAGACGUCCGCGUCCAAGUCGCGGCCGCGUCCGACGCACCGAGCGAGGCCAUCGCCCGACUCCAGGAGCCCAUGAAGAAGCUUCAGGCCGUCGAGCUGGCGCAAAAGUAUCUCUCCCUGCUGCAAAUGGUCGAGAGGCUGCGGGCCGAUGCUCGAUCGCACCUCCCGGAAAGCCCCAAGGCCGCGUUGGAGCCGUACGCUCAGCUGAAGGAGCUCACCAUUCGUCUCAAGGGCGUGCCCGGCAGCGGAGAGCUGCACUUGGUCGGCCAUGUCGAGACCGUCACAGAGAUGCUGUGGAAAGAAAUGAAGAAGACCAUGUCGGCCGAGCUGGAUGCUGUCCUGGCCAAGAGGCAUUGGCCCCGCGUCGACCCCGAGACGGAGAUGGAUGAGGAGUGGAUGUCCUGCUUCGAGAAGCUGCUCGACCUCCAGAUGCCCGAGAUUGUCCACAACACCGGUCUUGUGUCGCUUCUUCCCUUCGAUGUCAUGGCAAGCAUUUUCGUGUCCGAAUUCCGCUUCCACUUUCUCAGCGACAAACCGACAAGCAGCCUUCAGGCCAUCGGAACCCACUGCUUCCCGUGGUUCUUGGCCACGAUUGAAAAGUGGGAGGCCUUCUUCCGCGACAACCUCGGGCCCUUGCUGGCGACCAAGUUUGGCAACACGCCGGUGGCGGAUAAGAUGGUUUACCUCGAUCCCGUGUGCGCCCUCAUCACGUGCAUGAUGCCGGUCAUGAAGGAAAAGAUCCACGCGACCACGUCGGAGGCGACGGCAAACCCGCCCUUUCUCAGCGGCUUCAUGUCCCAAGUCAUGACCCUCGACGAUGACGUCAGGCAGAGGUUCAACUACGACGGCGGAGACGUUGAGAACGGUUGGGCAGGUCUCACCGCCGACGUCCUGGACAUCCAUUUCGACGCCUGGUUCCGAGUCGAAAGAGACUUUGCCAUGGAGCACUUUGAAAAAACAGUCGAGUCGCACGAUGCCCGAAAGAUCGACUACAACUAUGCAGUCGACGGGAAGAUGAAGCCCACCUUUGCCGCCGUUCGCAUCACCGACCUCCUGAGGACGGUGACGACAAAGUAUGAAAGGCUGCGCAAGCUCAAGCACAAGAGUCGAUUUCUCACCGGCAUCCAGUUGGACAUUCUCGACGGCUAUCACGAUCGGCUGCGCGGAUCCCUGGAGGCCUACCAGGCCAUGACAUCCACCUUGGGGAGGACGCUGCAUGGAGCCAGCAAGGAGCAGCUGGCCGCCCUCGAAGGCACCGGUGUCUUGGAGACGCUUUGCAAGGUCAUUGGCAGCGCCGACCACGUUGCCAAUACCCUGGCAGAAUGGAGCGACGAAGAGUUCUUCGUCGUGCUGUGGGAAGACCUGCAUGCUCAAGAUGAAGGGCGAAAGCACCAAGCUGUCCAUGACGAUCCACCCCCCGAGGCGGAUGAGAUGCGAGGGCACGGGCAAAAUCGCUUCGAGGCCGGCGGGGACGACGGCGGCAUAUUUGACGAGACUGCCGCGGCAUACCAGAUGCGACGCAAGGCCGCCGAAGAACUGCUCGUCGGCGCCUUGGUCGAGUCUCACACCAAGGCCUUCCGGACAUAUCUCCAUCACGUUCAGUGGACUACGGUUGGCGAGACGGCCGUUUUGGACGACCCUUCGCAGCUGUCAAUCACUCCCGAGCUCGACGAGCCGCUGCGCGUUCUCAAGCGCAACCUUGACUUCCUGUCCAAGGCACUCUCGACGGCGUCCCUCCGUCGCGUCUGGCAUGAUACGCUGGACAAGCUCCAGGACAUGCUCUGGAACGGCGUUCUCCUCAAGCAGUCCUUCACCACCCUCGGCGCGGCCCAAUUUGCGCAUGACGGGGCCGCCAUCUUCUCGCUCGUCGACAGGUACGUCUCCGGCGGGUCGACGGCGUUGGAUGCGCUGCGCGAGGGCAUGCAGCUUCUGUGCCUGCCACCCUCGACUGAGCCCUCCGGAGUGCUGCCGGAUGGUGCAUCCGCCAUCAGCCUCAAGGAGGCCAGCGACCGCGCAUUCACGAGCAACGAUGAAGCGCGCAAGGUGCUGGAAGAGCUGGGCCUUGAUGCCCUGACGCCCCUGAAUGCAAGGUACAUCCUGCAGAGGCGGGUGGAGAACAACGAGAACAUUGGGUGGUAA